Molecule: messenger RNA, 1760 nt
Organism: Saccostrea cuccullata (small rock oyster)
Lineage: Eukaryota; Metazoa; Mollusca; Bivalvia; Ostreida; Ostreidae
Exons: 4
Coding region: 209-1585 (458 amino acids)
Source: RefSeq, a predicted model, not a curated record
CACAUUCCUAAGAAACAUCCACAUCUUCCCGGAAGAAAUUAUGAAAGGAGAAGUGGAGUACAGUAACAAUUUUGAAAAUAACUUCAACACUGGAGAAAAUACCACUAACUAAGACACCCAAGUUGUUUAAAACUGAUGGUUGCUCAUUUCCAGUAAACUACAUGUAGCAUUUGACAACAGACCAGGUGGAUGAUGGAGACUGAUCAGAAUGCCUGAGGGUGAAUUCAUUAUGGAUUGGACACCCUCAGAAAAAAAUCUAGAAAACUGGAGGAACUUUUUACAGCCUCUUCAAUCUAAGCGCAAGGCUAAAAAUUGCCAUGGCAUCAAAAUUUUUGAUAUAAAUUUUGGAAAUGAUUGUUUGUCCCAAGAAUUUGCAAUAAAGUUGAUGAAAGAUAAACCUUAUAGUAUAACAUUCGAACCACCAAAAGCUCAAGAGAACGCACCGACACAGCAAAAUAACGCCUCCUUUCACGAGUCUGAUACACAACCUUCUUUCUCCGAAAUUGAUGCUUCCAAUGAAAAUUCCAGAGAUAAUCCGAUAGUAAUCAAUGAUGAGGAGCCGUGUACCUCUUACUCACAAAUCCGUCAUGGAAGUCCUAAAACUCCGAACACUUUUGAUAAGCAAAAUGGUAUGUUCACAAAUAGUUUGAAAACCAAACAAAGGAGAAACAAAGGAAAGCUGAUUCCUUGGAUUAAAAAUAAGCAUAUUCAGGGGAAAUCGAAAUUCAGUAUUCAUAUUGAUACACUACAUGUGGGUGACAAGUACUCUGUGCAGCGACGACGAGCGAGGAAUGCUUUAACGAAGUCUGCGAGAAUUGCCAAUAAAAAAGACGAUUUUGACUUACCGUGUUCUCAGUGGAAUAUUGUGUUAUUAUCUCGCUACUUCUGUUUCAAGGACUGUGUGGAAAAGUUGGAGUUGAGAGAAAAUAUUGACAACCGUGAAGGCGACUUAGACAGAAUAAUAGAAGACUUUAUGUACAGAAUGACAAUUGCUUCGUCUAAUUUCAAACAAAAUGUAGAAAAAACAGAAGAAACUCUGAAUUUUAUCUCCCUGUGCAAUACUGAAAUCGGUGCAAGAUUAGUUUUAAAUGAAAUCAUGUUCCCCGUCUGUGCAUAUCUGGGACUUUCGAUUGAAAUUGAAAAGACUGUUGACUGCGUUUUCCUCCCUAAGUCCAGAUUUGACUACAGAAUAAUUAAUUCAGAUGGGGACGCUGUUGGAGCAGUAGAGGCAAAGAGCGCAGGAUCUCUGUGCCAAGAAUCAAUAGUGCAGGCCAUUACACAACUAUGUGUACUUCAAACUGAACACCUUGUCAAAAAAGACACUGACCAAGUUGUAAACACGCCUCUUUUCAAUAUUCUGACAGACGGUAUCCGGUACGUCUUCAUCGUUCUCCGAGGAAAGAAAUUACAGUUUGAACAGGUUGAUGGUAGGGUUUCCGUGAGAGAGGUCAGAUCGUGGCACGAUGUGAAAAUUCUGUACAGGUCAUUGGUGACCUUGAUGCGAGAACAAACACUUCCGCCGGAAGUUAUCGAUCUAUCAACCAAUGAAAAUGACGUAGAGCUGAUUGAAAUGGCCUUAAUCUAGAAAUAGGUGUCAGGAUAUUUAUCCUCUUAGAAAAUGACCACCAUUUAACUUUCUAGGGAAUGAAUCGGAAACUUGUUUUUCUUCAUCAUUUUCAAAUGUUUUGAUCAACAAAUACAAGGGAUGUUGACCCUUCAUCUGAAGACAGACAUGAGACAUUACUUGUGAUGAUUUUUUU